This is a messenger RNA of Protopolystoma xenopodis, 342 nucleotides long. The record is from the annotation of a GenBank genome assembly. Lineage: Eukaryota; Metazoa; Platyhelminthes; Monogenea; Polystomatidea; Polystomatidae.
CCGGCCGGCGAGACGCACUGUUUGAGACCGCGAGGCUGCGCAGCCGCGCAUCCUCCCGACGACCGGACUCGGCCGAACAAGCGCUCGGCGACGGCCAAACCGACGCCGACGGUGGCGGUGAGGACGGCCGAAGACAGGAUGGAGCAGGGCUUGGCGAGCCGACCUCCCAACACCAGCCUCUCCGAGCUCGGCACGGAGGAGGCUUGCUCCGUCACCCAGACGACCGCCUCCUCAUCCUCCUCCUCCUCAUCUUCCUCAUCCACCUCCGCCUCUCCCCACCCCUCCUCCUCCUCCUCCAACGAGACCGACGGCAGAGUGAGUGAUGAACCCCACGCAGAUUAA